Molecule: messenger RNA, 1053 nt
Organism: Echinops telfairi (small Madagascar hedgehog)
Lineage: Eukaryota; Metazoa; Chordata; Mammalia; Afrosoricida; Tenrecidae
Gene: NOXRED1
Product: NADP dependent oxidoreductase domain containing 1
Exons: 7
Coding region: 1-1053 (350 amino acids)
Biological process (GO): L-proline biosynthetic process
Molecular function (GO): pyrroline-5-carboxylate reductase activity
Source: RefSeq, a predicted model, not a curated record
AUGUGGGAUUUGUUACAGAGAGGAGAUGGUGUUGUCUUGGAAAUGGACUUGCUGGAGGGUCUGGAGACCCUGAAGUUUGAGUAUGGGGUUCCAGAGGAAGACCGCACCUGGCUGUUUUUGCAGGGCCGUUCGCGGGGACUGACAAUCGAGGCCUGUGCCCACGCAACGUUCUUCUGCAAGUUGUUCCAGAUUCUGAGACAGGCAGUGUUUGGGCAUCACCUCUCCGGACGUGUCGCGAGCGACCCUUCUUUCACCCAUGAGAAGUUCAACGUGGGCAUCAUCGGAGGUGGCCACCUCGGGAAGCAGCUGGCGCAUGUACUGCUUCAGCUGGUCCCCAUCCCGACAGAGAACCUGCGCAUCUCCUCGAGGAGGCCAGAGGCCCUGGGUGACCUCCAGAAACUGGGGGUCCAGUGCUUUUACCACAACGCUUACCUGGUAAGCUGGGCCAACGUCGUGUUCCUCUGCUGCCUGCCUUCUCAGCUGCCUAAUAUCUGUAUGGAAAUUCAAAACAGCCUCGACAAAGCCUGCGUGGUGUAUAGCUUCGUAGCUGCCAUCCCAGUGUCCAGGUUGAAGUUACUGCUGAACCACACCAACAUCCUGCGGCCUCAGUAUCAGUGUGCAGGGGGGAUAACCCUCAAUAUCAAGUGGUUGGAAGGCAUGCUCUAUGCAGUCCUCAACAUCUGCACAGCAAAAGAGAUUUCCCACGUCCAAGUGCUUCAGCUUUUGAAUGACCACUUCCUCUCGGUGCACUUCGAAGACUGUGAGAAAGAGAAAGCUUCAUGCCCCAAGUUUCAAUUAACAGAUUUCAUCAGCAAAACCUAUGCCAAGAGCUUUCCUCUGAGAAGGCCUUUCCCUUGGUUUGACCUGACAGCCGUGCAGCUCAAGGAAACUCCCUUCAGCCAGCACCUGGCCGCGAGCCCGGCCCUCCAGGACCACCUGACCCAUCUUUACUGCCGCUCAUUCGGCGUCUCCCUAACCAAGGAAGACCGGCAGGAGGUCUCCGCCCCGGGCUCCCCACCCAAUAAGGAAAGAACGGACACUCACGCAGCUUAG